AUCCUCUACACCCUGUAGGCAGGUCUAGGCUUCUCAGAGUAGACACACCCCUGUUGGCCUGUGUUUGAUCAGACAGUUGCACUUCCCUAACCACAGCACCUUUGAAACUACAGCAGCGAGACCUCUAAAGGAGUUAGCUGAAAAAAAGACGAAAAUGCCGACUGAUAUGGAAGAAGCCAUGCAGAAACUCUUGAUUGGUUUCCAUACAUAUGCUGGUGAGAAAGGUUUCAUGACCAGAGAAGAAUGCAAACGUGCGAUAACAGUACAUUUUGCUGACCUUGCAAAGAAUUGCUCGGGGGCAAUGGAUAACUUAGUGACUCAACUGGAUGUAAAUGGAGAUAAUAAAAUAAGUCUGUCAGAAUUCUUGUGCUUAUGUGGUGGCCUGACAGAAGCCUGCCUUAAUGAAGAAUGGAAAUGCAAACAGAUGCCAGCAGUACCCCCGCAACCUGCUACAGACGUGAAGGGCAAAAAAGGAAAAAAGUAAUCCCGGAGUUCAGCUACAAAAACGUUACGCCAAGUUUGUUGAAGACUCUUUGUUUUUAUUUGAGUUAAAAUUCAAUAAAAGUGUUAACAGAA
This is a messenger RNA of Protopterus annectens (West African lungfish), 576 nucleotides long. RefSeq names its product protein S100-A10-like. The coding region runs from base 155 to 484 and encodes 109 amino acids. The transcript is spliced from 3 exons. The record is from RefSeq and is a predicted model, not a curated record. Lineage: Eukaryota; Metazoa; Chordata; Ceratodontiformes; Protopteridae.